AUGAUAAUACUCCUCAUAGGGUUUCUUGCUUGGCUAGAAAACAAAGUAACAAAAUCAAAUGAAGUAAUGGAAGAGGUGAUGCAAGUGAGUCAUGAAAUAAACAUAUUGUUUGAACAAGAUGGUGAUGAGAAUGAAUUUUGUGUUUGUUCCUUUUGUGGCAAAUUAAGAAACAUAAUCACAAGAUGCUCACGAUGCAAAAAUGCUAUAUAUUGUUCAAAGACAUGUCAUAUCAUGCAUUGGAGAUUUGGGCAUAAAGAUGAAUGUGUUGAGAUAGUUUCUGCAGAAGAUCAUGGAGUACAAUGCUUUCUCUUGGAGCCUGAAAAUGAAAGUUGUAAGUACUCAUUGAAGGAAGAGGAUGAGGGAGAUGUUUACUAUAUUGAAGGAGGAGAAAAUAGAGAUGAGCCGAUUAAAGAAACAGCAAGAAGAAAGUUUCAAGAUGAUGGAUGUGCAGUUUGUGGCAAUUCAUGCUCCAAAAAAUGCUCAAGAUGUAAAACUAUAAAAUAUUGCUCACAAACAUGCCAACAUUUUGAUUGGAAAUCAGGACAUAAACUCCAAUGUCGUGUUAAGAAGAAAAUUCCAACUCAAGAAACAACAAACAAUCAAAAAUGGCAUGCCAGUGAAAAUGUUAUAAUGCCCCCAAAUUUAAAUGAAGUGAAAGAUGAUGAUCAUUCAUAUGAUCCUCUUUGCUUGGAAUUUUAUUCAGAAGAAAACACUAACACCAAGGCUCUGAUUCUAAGUUCUCAGGAAGCAAGCAACAAAGUCGAUGAAGUUGAAGAACAAUUGAGAAACCUAAAACAAGAAUUAGAAAUGAUCAGAAGUGAAAAUAUAUCACUGCAAUCAAAGAAUAACUAUUGGGAAGUUAGAGCAAAAUAUUCUGCUGAUAGACUUUACAGAUUCAAGAAAGAAAAUGAACAUCAGUUGUUUAUUUUGAAGCAUGAAAAUGAAUUGAUAUCAAAUGCUGAGAAACAAGCUCGUCAAUUGGUUACUAAUUUAUUUCAAAGGAUACAUUGUUUACAGAUCUCAGUUGAAACACAAGUGGCAGAAAGGAAAAAACAAGAAGAAAUUAUACAUAUGCUACAGAAUGAAUGUAAUAAGGCUAAAAGAGAGUUUCAAGAGCAAAAUAAUUAUGUUGAAAGGCUUAGACAGAAGCUCGAUAAUGUCAGUAAAUUUCCUAUGAAAAUAGCUCAAGAGUCAGGGGAAAAAAUAGCCAUUACUUCCAAUGUAAUGUCAGCUGGUGAAUCCAAAGUUCCUGCUGUUGAGGUAUCCAAGACAAUCAGUUUAAGCAGAAAUCCAACCUUGACUAGUCAGUGCUGUACAAUUUGCUUAGGCAAUGAGAAGGACAUGGCCUUUGGUUGUGGGCACAUGACUUGCAGAGAAUGUGGAACAAAAAUUCGCAAGUGUCACAUAUGUAGAAAGAAGAUUACCAAUCGUAUCAGAUUGUUUCCUGGAUGA
Messenger RNA from Vicia faba (fava bean), 1452 nucleotides. Lineage: Eukaryota; Viridiplantae; Streptophyta; Magnoliopsida; Fabales; Fabaceae. The record is from the annotation of a GenBank genome assembly.